GAAAAUUCAGAACCGCCUAUCUGCUGUUUAUGUUGUUUGGAUUACAGCCAUACAAGGAAUAGCGAUACUUUACAUCUCAAAUUACGCAAGUCUUUAAUCUCUGUGGAUGUUGCUGGUACAGCCAACAUAACAAAAUGUCAAAGAAGAAAGGACUGAGUUUGGAGGAGAAGAGAACUCGCAUGAUGGAGAUUUUCUUUGAAUCGAAAGAUGUGUUUCAGCUGAAAGACAUUGAGAAGAUUGCCCCUAAGGCAAAGGGCAUAGCUCCUAUGACUGUGAAGGAAGUGCUGCAGAGCCUGGUAGAUGACAACAUGGUGGACUGUGAAAGAGUGGGUACAUCCAACUACUACUGGGCCUUCCCCAGCAAGGCCUUACACGCUCGAAAGCAUAAACUGGAGGAACUGCAGAAACAGAUUUCUGAGGCGAAACAGCGGAAAGUGUCUGUAGAGAAAUCGGUCGAAAAGGCGAAAGUAGGACGUCAAGAUACAGAGGAGAGAAGCUCCAUGCUGAAGGAGCUGCAGGCUCUGAGAGAGGAGAGAACUCAGCUGCAGGCUGAGUUGGAGAAGUACAGAGAAUGUGACCCAGAAGUCGUUGAGGAGAUGAGAAAGUCAAAUGUUGUAGCAAAAGAAGCUGUUUCCAGGUGGACAGAUAAUGUUUUUGCCAUCAAGUCAUGGACAAAGAAGAAGUUUGCAUUUGAUGACAGUCGCAUUAAUAAAGCCUUUGGGAUCCCUGAUGACUUUGACUACAUGGACUAAUUGCCCGUCGUUCUACCAUAGUUCAUGGACAGAAUGGGAGUUUAAGCUUCAGUUUGAAGCCUCCAUACCUGUUCUCUGCAUUUUUUUGUUUCAUUAGAACGAAACCAAAUGCACCAGGAUUCGUAUCUAAGGCCGGAGGUGGGCUUUGAACAAUGACUGAUAUCAGUGAUUUUUGCUGCAACAGAUGGACUUUAUCAGCAGAUGUGUUGCUUUGGUGCAACCAGAGAAGAGACUGAACUGGCCAUUAGUGGCUGCAAGGGGUGAGGGGGUUCUGUGGUAAACACAACGUAGCAGCCAGACUUUUAGGACACCUGUUUGCAUGAAAACUGAGAACUCCAAGUUGAUGAUGGAAAGAAAUCAACUCUUAACACAUCUGUCUUGUCAGUGGUCUAAUUUAUAUGGUUUAAACAGAUGGUUUGGAACCAAAUGUUUGUGCACUUUUUCCUCUACAUUGUCCCUGUAUUUUUCUGAGGGGGGAAAAUGAAAAACUCAGUGUAAGCAAUAGCUCUUUCUAUUCAUUUAUAAAAAAAAAUUGGGACUGUCAGGAGAAUUAAAUUACAAUGGAUAUGUUUGUUUACACAUGCUGUAAAUAUUUAAAGUACAUUUACUUUUUUGCAGAACCUCUUUUUCUUGUGUUGCAAAUAAAAUGUCCCUCUGAGUUCAGUAAGCCAUUUUCUGCAGUUGCAUUCAUUCCAAAACUUAGUGUGCAGUGUGCAAAUGCAUUUACAC
Messenger RNA from Toxotes jaculatrix (banded archerfish), 1481 nucleotides. RefSeq names its product meiotic nuclear divisions 1 homolog (S. cerevisiae) (gene mnd1). NCBI's taxonomy places the organism in Eukaryota, Metazoa, Chordata, Actinopteri, Toxotidae. Gene Ontology annotation, molecular function: double-stranded DNA binding. The transcript is spliced from 8 exons. The coding region runs from base 135 to 752 and encodes 205 amino acids. The record is from RefSeq and is a predicted model, not a curated record. Gene Ontology annotation, cellular component: nucleus. Gene Ontology annotation, biological process: reciprocal meiotic recombination.